Papaver somniferum (opium poppy) is the source of this 936-nucleotide messenger RNA. RefSeq names its product coiled-coil domain-containing protein 12-like. NCBI's taxonomy places the organism in Eukaryota, Viridiplantae, Streptophyta, Magnoliopsida, Ranunculales, Papaveraceae. The record is from RefSeq and is a predicted model, not a curated record. Gene Ontology annotation, cellular component: post-mRNA release spliceosomal complex; U2-type spliceosomal complex. The transcript is spliced from 5 exons. Bases 150 to 587 code for a protein of 145 amino acids.
GUUUUGCUUCUGUGUAUCUGCAAAAUAAAGUAAAGGUUUAAUGAGAUUUCAUCACAUUGAAGUUGAGUUCGGAUAUAGUAAUCUAGUUGUAUCCAAAGAAAUUUGAAUUGGGCACCAAAUUUUGGCAAACAUUGAAAGAAAGUAAAACCAUGACUGCCGAAGAAGAUUCAAUUGAACAAGCCGCUGCAGACAGACGCGAGAGGCUUAAAGCUCUUAGAGAAGCUAAGGAACUAUUUAAUGCUAAAGAUGGGGAUGAACCCAAAGAUGAUGAAAAUAAGAGCUUGAAAUUUAGGAACUAUCUUCCUCAUGAUGAAAAACUUCAGGAGGGUAAGCUUGCUCCUCCUGUCUUACCAAAGUUCGAAGACCCAAUUGCUGCUGUACCUCCUCCAGCUGAGAAGACCGAGGACCCGUUUGUUAAUAUCGCUCCAAAGAAGCCAAACUGGGACCUUCGGAGAGACAUACAAAAGAAGCUUGACAAGCUUGAAAGACGCACACAGAAGGCAAUAGCUCAACUUGCUGAGGAACAAGCAAAAGAGAACCAAGAGUCGGCUGAGGAGAAUGGUGAAACUGCAUCAAGAGGAGAUUAAUGGAAGUGUUUCAUUGUUUAUCAAGAGAUUUGAAUAGGUUUCAGUAGCCAAGAUCACUUAUAUUUGCAGUGGAAUAGAUAAGGGUUGAUUAACUGAGGGGUUGCAAAACAAAACAAAGCAGAUAGAUGAUGUAAUGAUGCACAGAGCUGGUCUUAAAGGGCAUGUACAUUUAAAUUAAGAGAUGAGUUAGCUUGAAAACUGUUCAAAUUUUGUUAUGUUGUUCAGCUUCUAGUCUCCUGGAGUUCAGAAAACUGUUCCUCUAGUUCAUCAGUUUUGUUUUGUUAACAUGUUAUGCAAUUGGAAUUACUGUUGGUUGGGCUACUGAUCAAACUACCUAGUGUUGUUUCCA